This is a messenger RNA of Symbiodinium necroappetens, 660 nucleotides long. NCBI's taxonomy places the organism in Eukaryota, Dinophyceae, Suessiales, Symbiodiniaceae. The record is from the annotation of a GenBank genome assembly.
GUCUCGAAGAAGAGGAAAUUCGUUGCAGAUGGAGUCUUCAAUGCAGAGCUGAACGAGUUCUUGGCUCGAACCCUGGGUGAAGAUGGCUAUGCUGGUGUGGAGGUGCGAGUGACGCCGAUCCGGACCGAGAUCAUCAUCCGUGCAACACGAACUCGCGAGGUUCUUGGGGAGAAAGGGCGCCGCAUCCGAGAGCUCACCGCUUUGGUGCAGAAACGUUUCGGAUUUCCAGAGAACAGCGUGGAGCUCUUUGCCGAGCGUGUGGAAAACCGUGCGUCCUGUGCCAUGGCCCAGUGCGAGUCCCUGCGAUUCAAGCUCAUCGGGGGCCUGGCUGUGCGACGCGCGUGCUACGGUGUCUUGAGGUUCAUCAUGGAGAACGGAGCCAAGGGCGUUGAAGUUAUCAUUAGCGGCAAACUUCGUGCUCAGCGCGCAAAGGCUAUGAAGUUCAGGCAGGGCUACUUGAUUUCCACCGGCGAGCCGAAACGCCACUACAUCUCGGAGGCCGUCCGGCAUGUUCAGAUGCGACAGGGAACCAUUGGCAUCAAGGUGAAGAUCAUGAUGUCGCAUGAUCCGGAGGGCAAGAUGGGACCCAAAAUGCAACUUCCAGACAACGUGAUCGUCCACGAGCCCAAGGACGAGACGCCCAUGAUGAUGCCUCCGCAG